AGCUCACGCCUAGGGGACCUUUUUUUCGAAGAGGCCGAGCGGCUCCUCGACCAAGAGUUGGGCGACUACUCCGUCACUACAGUUCAAGCUCUUGGCAUCAUGUCAAGUAGGGAGGCAAGCUGCGGUCGCGACUUGGCAAAAUGUUAUCAUGCAGGCCAGAGCACAAGGUUGGCCCAUGAAAUGGGACUAAAUCUAGUGGGAGAUGAGGGCGACAAGGACGACAUACUUGUCCGCACAACCACCUUUUGGGGGGCGUUUGCAUUGAACCAGUGA
Mytilinidion resinicola is the source of this 273-nucleotide messenger RNA. RefSeq lists its product as uncharacterized. Lineage: Eukaryota; Fungi; Ascomycota; Dothideomycetes; Mytilinidiales; Mytilinidiaceae. Gene Ontology annotation, biological process: DNA-templated transcription. The transcript has a single exon. Gene Ontology annotation, molecular function: zinc ion binding; DNA binding. The annotation marks the transcript as partial. The record is from RefSeq and is a predicted model, not a curated record.